This is a messenger RNA of Torulaspora globosa, 1164 nucleotides long. It is a transcript of the gene PTI1, whose product is annotated as cleavage polyadenylation factor subunit PTI1. Bases 1 to 1164 code for a protein of 387 amino acids. Gene Ontology annotation, cellular component: mRNA cleavage and polyadenylation specificity factor complex. The transcript has a single exon. The record is from RefSeq and is a predicted model, not a curated record. Lineage: Eukaryota; Fungi; Ascomycota; Saccharomycetes; Saccharomycetales; Saccharomycetaceae. Gene Ontology annotation, molecular function: mRNA binding. Gene Ontology annotation, biological process: mRNA 3'-end processing.
AUGUCUGAUCCUAGAAGAAGAAAGACCCGUCAUGUCUUGACGCCAGAGAAUCUCUCAUCAACCAUUCAAGUGACAAAUUUACCUGCGGAUUGGACACAGGAUACUGUUUCAUCCAUUGUGGCAGGAUCUGGGCCUAUUAUCAACAUCAGUAGCAAGAAUGAUCCACGUACUGGUAAGCUUAGCGCUGUACUUUACGAUUAUAAGACCAGCAAGGAUUGCAAAAGAGCGCUCGAUAUCCUGAGCCGAAUAAGCAAUUUGCCAUGUCAAUUGGAGAGGAUUAUUCCUCCUAACUACGAAAACCAUGCAGAGGGCAAAAGCGAAUUGACUUUGAACAGAGAUUCAUUUCCUUGGAAGUCGGGUCUAGAUUUACCAUUUGAGAUGGUCUCCGAAGUUCCUCUACCACGAAAGCCCGUUACGACUUCAGCGACGUCAGGUACCAGUAAUGAUGCAAAAGUGGCAUUCCCAGAUAUUUUGAGUAAAGCCUCCCAGCAUUUGCCUCAAUUGCAGCCGGGUGUCCUAACAGUGACAGAUCCCGUGUCGGAAAACUUGAGCAAGACACCGCCUUUGCAACUGAUUGAGAUUAUUUCGAACUUGAAGAUACUGGCAAGUCAAGAUAUUAGCAGGAGAAGCCAGCUGGAAAGCUUUUUGAAGACUAGUCUGGAUAUUUCAGUAUCAGUGACACAAGCGUUGCUCGAGAUGGGAUUUAUAGAUUACAACGCGGUAACCAACGUGAUAAAGUCACAGGCCCAGUCUAAUGGUUCUAUGGCGAAUAACAUGAUCAAGAACGGGAUAGGGAGUGCGACCAGCAGUAACUCGAAUACACCUAUGAACCAAAAUAUGGCGCCGUUGAACAACAGGCCAAUGCCAAUGCCCAUAGCACCGCCUUUUAUGGCGCAACAGCCACAGAUGCAACAGCCUCCGAUGCCGUUUGGGUUUGUACCGCCUCCGAUGCCUUUUAUGCCACCUGCUCCCUCACAACAUUCCCCGCCCCCUAUAGCAGCACCGCAACCUGGUUCGAUCAAUAUGGUUAAGCUACAGAGCUUGCCUCAGAACCAAAGAGAUAUGAUAAAACAGGUUUUGACACUGACAGACGACCAAUUGCGGUCCUUACCAGUCGAUCAAAGGACGAUGGUAGAAAAUCUGAGAAAGGAAUAUACAGUAUAG